AUGAAAUCUUUUGCAACGCUCUCAACGACGCCCAAAGCCAUGACAAACUCCUUCCCAGCAACCUUCGUUCGCGGCGGAACCUCCAACGGCCUCAUCAUCCACCGCUCUGCCCUCCCCAAGGACGAGUCACAAUGGCAGCCCAUUCUCUCCAGCGCAAUGGGCUCCCCCGACCCUUUCGGUCGACAGCUAAACGGCAUGGGUUCAGGAAUCUCGUCCACGUCGAAGAUCUGCGUGAUUUCGAAGUCAGAGCGGAAGGAUGCUGAUUUGGAUUACACGUUUGUGCAGGUGGGGAUUAAGGAUGGGAGUCUUGAUAUGGCGGGGAAUUGCGGGAAUAUGAGUAGUGCUGUAGGUCCAGUAGCAUACGACGACGGCCUCACCAAACUCACAACAAUCAAGAAGAACGAAACCACAGUCCGCCUCUUCAACACCAACACCAACAAACUCGUCCACAGCACCUUCUCCAUCAACCCCGAAAACCAGUCCUACAACCCAGCCGGCGAGUACAGCAUCGACGGCGUCCCAGGCUCAGCUUCAGGUAUCACUCUCUCCUUCCUAGAUCCAGCGGGUGCAAAGACGGGAAAAGCGUUACCUACUGGCAACUCACUCGAUGAGCUUAAACUGCAGGAUGGGACGACGAUUAGAGCGAGUUUGGUAGAUGUGGCAAACCCUGGUGUCUUUGUGCUGGCUUCCGAUGUUGGCGUUCCGGGAGAUGUCUCGUCUGAUGCGCUUGGAGCUGAUGCUGCUGUGAUGGGGCGACUAGAAGAGAUCCGAAGAGCAGGCGCGGCGAUGAUGGGAAUGGAUCCGGAUGUACAGAGUGUGCCGAAGGUUGUUCUGAUCUCGAAGCCUGGAGCUAAUGUUGAAGGAGUCAAUAUCAUUUGUCGCGCGCUGUCGAUGCAGCAAGCGCACAAGGCGGUGCCGUUAACGCUGGCGUUGAAUCUCGGUGCUGCGUGUCGGAUGCCUGGUACGCUGCCUGCUAUGACUGCCGUUGGUGCGGAAGGAAAGGGCUCUGUGGUCAUUGCUCACGCCGGUGGAAAGCUGGAAGUUGGUAGUGAGAUGAAGGAUGGUGAUAUUGAAAGUGCCUUGCUGCAUCGGACAGCGAGGGUACUGAUGAAGGGGGAAGUCUUCUACUCCUUAGACGCCAACGGCUGA
Messenger RNA from Saxophila tyrrhenica, 1149 nucleotides. RefSeq lists its product as uncharacterized. The coding region runs from base 1 to 1149 and encodes 382 amino acids. The record is from RefSeq and is a predicted model, not a curated record. Lineage: Eukaryota; Fungi; Ascomycota; Dothideomycetes; Mycosphaerellales; Extremaceae. The transcript is spliced from 2 exons.